AUGAAGAUCGCAGGAUUCUUUCUUGUUGUUGCGCUUGUCAGCUCUUCGGCCGCGGCGAAGUCAAAUAGCACCGCGCCAUCUGAGGUGCCAUACUACGGAAGAAGUCCGCCAGUGUACCCAUCUCCCAUUGGUAAUGGCUCAAGCAAUUCUGGUUGGGCCGCUGCCUAUCGCCAUGCCAGAGCAUUGGUCUCCCAACUCACGGUCGAAGAGAAGGCGAAUAUCACUCGAGGGUGGACAGGGACAUGCGUAGGGAAUUCCGGCGAAGUUCCUAGACUCGGAAUCCCGGCACUGUGCUUUGCUGAUGCACCAGACGGAGUCCGCGGUCAGGAAUUCGUUUCCGCAUUCCCGGCCGGAAUCCACGUUGCUGCUACCUUUGACAAAGCCCUGUUAUACAAGUAUGGCAAGGCACUGGGCGACGAGUACUACGGAAAAGGUAUCAACGUCGCUUUAGGGCCGGCUGCUGGCCCUCUCGGGAGGGAGGGUGCUGCCUCGGUCAUGUGCUCGUACCAGAGAUCCAAUCACUCUUACGGCUGCCAGAACUCUAAACUCUUGAACGGCAUAUUGAAGACCGAGCUCGGCUUCGAAGGUUUUGUUGUUAGCGAUUGGGAAGGCCAAAUGGGCGGUGUUGCCUCAGCCAACGCCGGGUUGGACUUGGUGAUGCCGGACGAGGGGUUCUGGGGGGACAAGCUGAUUGAGGCUGUCAACAAUGGUUCUGUAACCGAAGAACGACUAUCCGACAUGGCCACGAGGAUCCUCGCUGGUUAUCACUUCCUUCAUCAAGAGCAUGCCUUCCCUGCUCCAGCAGUGCACUCGAAUCUGCAAAAGGCUUACCCAGUCGAUGUUCAGGAUGAUCACGCUUCUUUGAUCCGUCAAAUCGGAGCAGCCGGCACAAUCUUGGUAAAGAACACCAAUCAUACGCUUCCGCUCAAGAAUCCCAAGUUCCUGUCUAUCUAUGGUUACGAUGCAACGGUCAAGGCGAUCCCUUGGGAGAAUCCAAGUCGCUAUGGCGGCGGUUACGAAGUCAACUUCGGCUGGGAAACAUUCAAUGGGACACUGAUCACCGGUGGUGGCUCUGGCGGCAGUACUCCCCCAUAUGUGGUCUCACCAUUCCAGGCGAUCCAAGAGCGAAUUUCCAAGAAUCGAGGCAUCCUACGAUGGAACUUUUACUCUGAAAACCCCUCUCCGCCCUACGUCAACUCUGAAGCCUGCCUUGUUUUUAUCAACGCGUAUGCCUCUGAGAGCUUUGAUCGCCUGAGCCUCACGGACGAAUUCAGCGACAACCUUGUGCAGAACGUAGCCGCAAACUGUUCAAAUACUGUAGUCGUGAUCCACUCAGCCGGCAUUCGCACUGUUGAUGCGUGGAUCGAACACCCUAACGUCACUGCUGUCCUUUUUGCCGGGCUUCCUGGCCAGGAGAGCGGCCACAGCCUUGUGGAUGUACUAUGGGGCGACAUUAAUCCAUCUGGAAAGCUGCCUUUCACUAUUGCUCGGCAGGAGUCGGACUAUGGCAGCCAUCUGAACUCCAGUGCCUCGGAUGACUUCUUCCCUGACAGUAACUUCACCGAAGGCCUGUACAUCGAUUACCGUUACUUCGAUGCACACAAUAUCACUCCCCGCUAUGAGUUUGGCUUUGGCCUCUCAUAUACCACUUUUAGCUUUGCUGACUUGUCCGUUGAGCUCACGGCUGACGCGGAUACAUCAGAAUACCCCGAUCCCAAUGUGUCGAUCGUGCAGGGUGGCCAUCCAUCACUGUGGGAAACCGUUGCAGUUGCAAAGGUGUCUCUCACUAAUACCGGUGACGUGGAUGGAGCAGAGGUUGCACAGCUGUACAUCGGAGUUCCGGGUGACGACACGCCUAUUCGACAGCUUCGCGGCUUCUCCCGCGUCUUUCUUUCAAGUGGGCAGACGCAGUCGGUCGCUUUUGAACUCACCAGACGUGAUCUUAGCAUCUGGGAUGUCGAAGCUCAGCAAUGGCGUUUACGCCGAGGAACUUAUAACGUGUGGUCUGGAUCAUCGAGCAGAAAUCUGGCCAACUCAUUUCUUUACUCUUCUACCUUCCCUUCCUCAUUCUCUUCUUUUCACCACGGCAAGCUUCUGCAAGAGCCCUCCGGCACCACUACAAACACCUCCUACCUCAACAUGCCUUCGAAAUCAUCUCAGAUCAAUGUAGAUGCGGAGAUCGUCUAUGAAUAUCAUCGAAUGCAUAUGGCUGUCAGUCCUGCUAAGGCCAUCUUCUGCCUUUGUAGUCUCGACACACGAGUAGCAACACGCGCAGCACAGCUUUUCCUCGCUGGUUAUGGAGAAUAUCUCAUCUACUCUGGCGGAUCAGGGAAACUUACGGCAAAUCGUUUUGCGAAACCAGAAGCCGAGAUAUUUGCAUGUAUUGCCAGGGAGUUAGGGGUUCCGGCCGACAAGAUCAUCGUGGAGCCAAACUCGAGCAACACUGGCGAAAAUGUUCGGUUCACCCAUGCCCUUUUGAAAGAACUAGAGCUAGAGGCCACGAGCUUCGUGCUGGUUCAGAAGCCAUAUAUGGAAAGGAGAACAUAUGCAACCUUCAGCAAACAAUGGCCGGACCCCAAAACAGUGUUCACUGUGACAAGCCCUGAACUGGGAUUCGCCCAAUAUCCGAAUGAGGAAAACCCUCGUGACUUAGUUAUUGAGAUCAUGGUCGGGGACUUGGUGAGAAUCCGAGAGUACCCAGCAAAGGGCUUUCAAGUUGAGCAAAGGAUUCCUUCCGAGGUCUGGGAGGCAAACCAGAGGCUCAUUAACGCUGGCUACGAUGGGCAUUUACCCUGA
Molecule: messenger RNA, 2796 nt
Organism: Colletotrichum lupini
Lineage: Eukaryota; Fungi; Ascomycota; Sordariomycetes; Glomerellales; Glomerellaceae
Product: glycosyl hydrolase family 3 N terminal domain-containing protein
Exons: 5
Coding region: 1-2796 (931 amino acids)
Biological process (GO): glucan catabolic process
Molecular function (GO): beta-glucosidase activity
Source: RefSeq, a predicted model, not a curated record